Prorocentrum cordatum is the source of this 912-nucleotide messenger RNA. The record is from the annotation of a GenBank genome assembly. Lineage: Eukaryota; Dinophyceae; Prorocentrales; Prorocentraceae.
AUGGCCGACGAGGUCACACGGCGAGCGGCCGCCGCCCGGAGCGCACUGGACAUCCUCCAGAACUCGGACGCGCGCCGCGGGGCUGCAAGCACAGCGCAGACCUCGCGCGCCGGCCGAGUGCGCCUCUUCGCCCGCGUCGCCACUCUGGACGGGCUCCUGGCCGAGGCCUCCGCGCGCUUCGGCGUCCCGCUGCGGCCGCGUCUGACCUACCGCGACACCGAGGGCGACGAGCUCACGGUCACCACCUCCGAGGAGCUCCUGCUGGCCCUCGGCGCCGCGGCGGCCUCUGGCGGCCGGGCGCCGCUCCUGGAGGCCGAGCGCGCGGACGAGGACGGACUGGGAGUUUGUGGACGCCGGCGCGGCGUCAUUGACCAGCCCGAGCCGGCCACAGGAGUUCGCCACUUCGCUGACCCUGACCGUGAACGGCCAGGAGCACUCGGUGCAGAAUCCGGAGCCGUCGAAGAUGCUGGUGGACUUCCUAGGAACGACCUGGGCCUGACCGGCACCAAGGUGGCCUGCGGGGAGGGCGGCUGCGGCUCGUGCGUGGUGUCUGCCACGGGGCCCGGUGGGCCAGUCGUGUCCCUGAACAGUUGCCUGCGGCCGCUCUGCGCCAUGGACGGCUGGUCCGUCACGACCGUGGAGGGCCUGAAGGGCAGCGCCGCGGCCGCGGCCGGAGGGCAGGGGUGUUGCCGCGGCGCCGCCGGCGCCGCCCACCCCAUCCAGCAGAAGCUGGCGGACGGCGACGGCGUGCAGUGCGGGUUCUGCAGCCCAGGUUGGGUGAUGAGCAUGUACGCCCUCCUCGAGAAGGGCGGCUCGACCACGCUGGAGGAGAUCGAGCAACACUGCGACGGGAACCUGUGCCGCUGCACUGGCUACAGGUGCUUUUUGCUGGGGGGGGCUGCGGUGGUGUGA